UCAAAUAUUCAUCAAUGAUAUCAACAACAUUGACAUUCUCAUCAUCAUCAACCAUUUUAUUAUUAUUAUUUGCUCUCAUUCCGUUGACAUCGACAUUGAUCCAAAUGCAACAUGUGUCACAGCCAUUAUCAACAAUACAACAACAAAAUGAUUCGAAUUUAAUUUCCUCAUCUUUAUUAACCUCAUCAUUAUCAUCAUUGAAUAUAUCAACGAUAUUAAAUAAUAAUAAUACUGAGAAUCAAUUACUCAAAACGAAUCGAUCAAUUGGUAUCGAUGAUAAUUCAAUGACAACGACAACAGUGAUUGUUGAUUACCACGAUUCGACUAUAUCGACACAAACAGCUGGAUUGAAUCAAUCAAAUAUCGAUUUAGAAACAAGUACUUUGUCAUUGGACAAGGAUGAUAUUCAUGAUCAUGAUGAUGAUGAUGAUGAGGAUGAUAAUAAUAAAGACGAGGAUAGUGGCAAAAAAUCUCACAUUAAUGGCGACAACAAUGAUGAUGAAGCCGAUAUUGAAACGACAACAAAAGCCGAAUCUAUUACGGUCGUUGAAAAAGAAUCAACAAUGAUCAAUGAAACGACAACUACAGAAUCAGUUCCGAUAUCGGUAUUACGUAAACGUAAACUUGAUGGCCAUAAUGAUGAAAAAAUUACUAACGAUCAAGAUACCGAUGAUGAUGAUGAUACAAUCGAUUUUAGUAAAAGAAUUAUGAGAAUUGAAAAACCAAAAUGGUUGAAAAAGAAUCCAAACAAUAAUGAUAAUGGAGGAAAAAAGAACAAAAAUGAUGAUGAUGAUUAUGAUGACGACGACGACGACGACGACGACGAUGAUGAUAAUGAUGAUGAUAAUAGUGAUGAAGAACCAUAUGAAUCUAAUCCAAAUAGCAUCUGUACGGCAAGCUAUUUUUUUGAUCGUAUCAUACCGGAUGAUUAUCCACAUGAAAUAAGUAAAGAUGUUAAACAUAUCAAUGAAACGAUUGAACGUUUGAAUAGAAUGUAUACAUUUACAAACAAAAUGUUGGAACGAUUGAAUCCAUUUCUACGUGAAAUGGUAUCACGUAUGACCGAUUAUCUUUAUGAAUCACAAUUAGAUUCUGAAUGUUUAGGUGCAUUAUUUCGUGUAUUUCGUGCAAUUAAUCAACGAGAAACAUGGGCAAUGAAUUUUUUGGAUGCAUCCGGUUCGGUAUUGGUCGGUGGCUUCCAACAAGGAAUGUUUGUUUCAUUGGGUGAAUUUGAUCAAUGUUUAGAAAUUGAAUCGGAUCCAACGGAAAAUCCUAAUAUCAUAUAUGGACAAUAUUGUCUACUUAAACCUGUUGUACCAUUACCGGAAAAUUUUAAUCAAGAUGAACCAAUCGCUGAAACACGUAUGCCACGUGUAAGAAAAUUUUUAAAUGAUGAAUAUAUCGAUACAUAUAUGGGUCUUUAUAAAUUUAUGCAACGUACAUUUUUACGUGUUGGACUUUGUUUACCACAUAAAUGUGAACGACAAAGUGUAGAAAAUGCAAUCAAUAGAAUUUUGGUACGAAAAACCGGCAUGAGCGUACAGGUUGGACCAGAAUGUGUAAAAGCAACGGAUGAUCCACAAUUUAACCUCUAUCAGAUCAUAUUUUUAUCAUUAUUUCUAUUAUUACUUAUAUUGGUCAUAUUGAGUACCGCUUAUGAGAUUAUAUAUCGACAUUUAUUUGAAAAUCGAAAUACAAUUCCACAUUCAGGAUCAGUUUUUGCUACCCAUCAUCAUCAUCAUCAUCAUCAUCAUCAUACAUAUGGUGGCCAUCAUCAUCAUCAUCAAACAACAUAUGAUCGUUCCGUAUCACAAGAAUCACGUAUAUCAAAAUUAUAUUUCGGUAAACCGGCAUUGGUACAGGUGUUGACAUCAUUUUCAAUCAUAAGAAAUACAAGACAUUUAUUCGAUAAUCCAGGACCUAAUCGUUAUCCACAAUUGGAUACAAUGCGUCUUUUAUUGAUCAUUUUCUUUUUCAUCACCAAUGUUUAUUAUUAUACAAUGUUAUUUGCACCGAUGAUCAUCAAACGUUUCUAUGUUCAAGGUCCAUUACAAUUUAUUUCGGAGAAAAAAUAUUUUUUCAUUCGUAUGUAUUAUCUUAUCGAUGUUUUCGUUGUUUUCAGUGGAAUUGCUUUGGCCGUUUCGUUUAAACCAAAAUCAUUCAUCUAUGUACAUUAUCUGAUAAGAAAUUAUAUUCGCUAUACAUUACCGAUAAUCGUAUCGAUAGGAUUGAUUUAUGUAGUACCAUUAUUCGGUUCAGGACCAUUAUGGCAUCUAUUUGAUCAGACAAUGACACAACCAUGUAAAGAUAAUAUUUGGUCAGCAUUAUUUUUCACCAAUAAUUUUCAGAAUAAUAUUGAAGAUAUGUGUAAUUUACCUACGGUAUUUGUUUCGAUGAUUUUUCAGCUAAAAUUAUUGGCACCAGUUAUUCUAUUGAUCAAUUCAUAUUUAAAUUCACGUAGUGGUAACAUUUUUCAUGGCUGUCUACUGAUAAUGGCUACGAUUGGAAAUCUUGUUUAUCGUUUUUAUUUUAAUUUUAAAGUACCAUAUGAACAUCGAAAAAUGAAAUCAUUUAUGGAAAUCAAACAAUCAGUAAUGUUUUAUCUGUUCAAUCCGUUUCCACAUUUACAGCCAUUGAUUAUUGGCCUAUGGGUUGGCCAUCUUAUCAUUACACGACCAUCGGUUUCGGCCAAAUUAACAGCAGGCAAUAAUCGAAAUGGAUCAAUGCGUAAUGCAAUAAUUGGAUGUUUAGCAUUAGCCGGAUUUUUUACCUGUUUUUUCUUCAUUGAAAACAUGAAUUUAUCGAAUCCGAAUCUUACUACAUUUAAAUUGACAAUGAUGUUAACAUUUGGUCGACCAAUGUUGGUUGGUCUUCAUGCAUGGAUCAUUUAUUCCUGUAUAAAAGGACAUAUCAGUAAGUGA
Messenger RNA from Dermatophagoides farinae (American house dust mite), 2921 nucleotides. RefSeq lists its product as uncharacterized. NCBI's taxonomy places the organism in Eukaryota, Metazoa, Arthropoda, Arachnida, Sarcoptiformes, Pyroglyphidae. The record is from RefSeq and is a predicted model, not a curated record.